AUGGAACGCCCCUCCUUCACUGGCCUGCCGACCGAGAUCCUCGAAGCCAUAUUUCUAAAUCUCGACCCACGAUCCCUCGCGUCCGUUUCGCAGACCAACAAGCUCAUCAAGGAGCUCACUACCGAUGCGCCCAUCAUCUGGCGACAUCUAUGCAAGUCGCAAUUCAAGACAUGGGACUCUCGCCACAACAUCAUCGCCAAGUUUGCAGCCCCAUUAUCUGAUGUCGACUGGCGCGCGCUGUACAUGACCAAGCACACGAUUGAGCGCCACACAAGAAAGCUGUUGAAUCACAUUGUGGCUAGUCAGCAAGAGCGCAUACGGUGCAUCAACGAAAUCGCAGAGUUCGGAUACGAUGCAAAGGAGACGCUGUUGAAGGAAUGCGCAUGCCCCGACGACACAGAGGAUGUUUUAGCGAGACGUUACUACGCCAAUGCCGUACUCGAGCGCAUACACCGCGAGGUCGCCAUCAAAGUCUGGACGGAUUUGCACAACGGCAAAGACAUAUCCAUCGAGAGAGCCCUGGGCGCAUACGACGUAUUCGCAAGAGUUGGAGAGGAUGUUGACGUUGACGUCGUGGCCGAGGAUAUCACUGCAUUGGCCAAUCGACUGCUAGAAACAUACCCUGAUUUCCGCAGUUGGAGUCCUCGGAGACAGGCUUCAACAUUGGCAUCCUAUCUCCGCGACCAAGGCUUCCAAGGUGUCACCGACACAUCCUACCGCGCCCUAAGAAAUUCCUUCAUCGGACUUGUCAUACGCUCAGCCAAUCACCAAUCUCUCCCCCUCAUCUCAGUUGCCAUCUACUGCGCAGUGGCACAACGGCUCGGCCUUGAUGCACGACCUUGCGGGUUCCUCUUCCAUGUCUACACACUUGUCUACGCGCCUAAAAACUAUAAUCUUAAUGGCGAGUACAAACCGACCAGUUCGACAGAACUCGACUAUAUGUACUUGGAUCCAUUUCGCUCUUCUUCCGAAGUGAGACAAGGCGAUCUUCAGCGGGUUCUACGCGACAUGGGUGUUCCCAGCAGCGAACACCGAGGCUUCCUUAGCGAUACCAACACUCGAGAAAUGGUGAUGCGUACCGCACGCAAUAUCAUGAAUUCUGUCCAGACAAUCCGCGAGACUGAAGCUGGAUCACGCAGAAUUGAGGCCUCGUGGAUGAACUCACAACCAGACAUGGAUAACGCUUUCUACGCAACAAUCUGGGCCAUGCUGCUAUUGGGUCCUAAUGACGAUAAUCUUAAUGCAAGCCAUACGGCAAUCCGGCGCCGUCAAUAUCUGCCGUACCUGCUCGAGCAUUUUCAGAUGCACUACCCAUGGGAUGUGACGUUGCUAUCACGCUACGUCGUCCCUAUGUUUUACAAUCAGCCAGAGGGCCACAGAUUACUUCAAUUCGUGCAGAGCAUGCACCAGGUCGAUGCAAUGCGUAAGCCUGUCAUCCAUCGUUCUGAGCGCACGCAGGACGUUGCGUUCAAAGUAGGCCAAUUGUUUCAACAUAAGCGUUACGGGUAUGAGGGUGUAAUCACAGGCUGGGAUGUUGUCUGUGACGCCAAUGAGGAUUGGAUUCAGAAUAUGCGUGUGGAUUCUCUGUCAAAUGGCCGGAACCAGGCUUUCUAUCACGUACUUGUCUGCGACAAAUCUGUUCGUUACGUUGCUGCUGAGAACAUCCAGCCUGUUGGUGCGGACACGUACCCUUCAGAAGCAUUGUUGAAACUUGCUGGUCGUCACUUCAAACGCUGGGAUGAUGCAGACCAUUGUUUUGUGAGUAAUGUGCGAGACGAAUACCCAGAGGAUUAG
Alternaria burnsii is the source of this 1794-nucleotide messenger RNA. Its product is annotated as f-box domain-containing protein. NCBI's taxonomy places the organism in Eukaryota, Fungi, Ascomycota, Dothideomycetes, Pleosporales, Pleosporaceae. Gene Ontology annotation, molecular function: protein binding; DNA binding. Bases 1 to 1794 code for a protein of 597 amino acids. The record is from RefSeq and is a predicted model, not a curated record. The transcript is spliced from 2 exons.